GCAAGGAGUAAGCUGGAGGAGUAAGUUGGAGGUGAGAGUGGAUGGAGCUAGAAAAAUUUGGGAUACUCUCAAUACCUUGCUCCCAUGAUGAUCGACGCAACCGGCCCUUCCUAGGUGAAGAUGUUACGGGAUCAAUCGAUGCAAACAUACUCCCAUCACCCAUCGUAUCAGUAAUGGGGACACCUCUGCUGUAUGAUACUGCAUUAUCGUGAUGGUAUCGACACUCUUGGGAAAAGAGCCUCCCGGAUAUUCGCGACGAACUCGGUGUUAGAUCCCCUGUGUCUCCAGACCGGACGGGGUUUCCACCAUACUUGCCUUGACCACUCGCAACUUAGUCAUUAUUCGGCGUUCCGUGGAAAACGGGCAGUUCUACAGAAUCAGAAGCUUUUGGGAUAAACAAUGGAAUAUCAUUGUUGGAGCCUUGGGAGUGGACCAUCGACUCUGAGCACUCUAACUAGCGUACCUGGGUGAUAUUUCUGGGCGGAAUGAUUGUCUGCCUCCUCGUCAUCCGGCAUAUCGAUAGACGCUUAUGAUUACCCGACGGCCCGGGAAAUAUCCCCGUCAUCGCUUCCCUAGCUCUUUGAAAAUUAUUAUGCAUUCCUUCGUAGGUGAAUUCCGCGGGUUGCCUUGAGGAUUGACUACUCCGUCACAGGGUUAGCAUGCCAUGGAUGACCUUCGCCGGCCCAUUGAAAACCUCACCUUUCACCGGGUGCUUCGUUGAAAGGCACUGGGAUUUUUCGAUGAGCGUCCUUGCCAUGCCUUCUUCCAGUUUCAAGGGCUUCAGCUGUUCUUCGCCACCGUGGCUACCAAUGACCUAGCCGCCGUGCUGGGAAAUUUCGAACGUAUGGUUGCUCUUCAAUGAAAGUUCUGGGAAAUUGGUUUAAUUCACCAUCACCUUUCCCUUGAAAUCUUUCCGAAUUGGUCUUUGAUGCUGACGCUGUAGUUUGCAUUGGCUUUUGUGGUUGUAACGGCGUCGGCAUGAUUACACUUGUUGCGUUGGAAGCCGUUCCUGCAUUUGUGUCUCUUGCACACUGUUGCUGUACCGAUUGCGGUGACUGUGCCUGACGAUGUUUCGAUGUUGUUGAUGUCACUAUGUGUGUUGACGACUGGUUGCUAUCUUCGCUUGACGCUAGGGAAGACGCGCUGGUAUCAUCCCAUACCUUUUGUUGGGUGGAACUAUGGGGACGAGUCAAAAACCAGCGCCUCAAUUCCGCACAGACAUUUAUUCCGGUUAUUCAAAAGAUAUCCUCUGGAGAGGUAGCAGUAGAAUUCGCAACUAACGGUAGAUAGGAUGCCAGCAGUUUUAUCGGAGGAUGGGAUGCGCAUCCUACGAGAUCUGGAAAGAUACUCGCUGGCGACGCUCUCUCUCUCGUUGGUAUCCUGCGUCUUUGUUAUUGCAGGAACAUUUACAGUGAUUCGGAUAUGGCCUCUUAUUCUAAA
Coccidioides immitis RS is the source of this 1440-nucleotide messenger RNA. RefSeq lists its product as uncharacterized. Bases 42 to 212 code for a protein of 56 amino acids. The record is from RefSeq and is a predicted model, not a curated record. The transcript is spliced from 2 exons. NCBI's taxonomy places the organism in Eukaryota, Fungi, Ascomycota, Eurotiomycetes, Onygenales, Onygenaceae.